CGGUACCCCUCGUCAUCUGAAGGUCAAGGCAACACACCCCCGCUUGCCUGUACCUCGGAAGGUUGCUUCAUAAAGUGUUCAGUGAAUGUUCAAGCUCCCGAUUCGCACGCUAUUAACCAGCCACGCUGACGACUUUCGUUUCCCAAAAGAAACCACACAUCCAUCUACUACUAUUUUGCUCAAGCAGCAGCGAUCUGGCUUUCACCCUCAACACUACCUACCACAAAAAGUCGUUAACGAACCCAACAAAAAUGGCAAGCGCUCCGUUGUCCUGGGCCCAUCCCACGCAUCACCUUCCAUUCUCCUCUCGACCAACCCCCCUCUUUUCUUGGGUACAAGUCCUCGUCGGAUUCAUUGCUCUCUCAUCGCUCUUCGACACCUCGCUCGCAGCACCCACAACAGCACCCCACUUUUCGAACAACUUGAACGCUGUCCUCCCGCCGCGGAAUAUCCUCAUCGAUGCCGUCAUAAUCACCCCAACCCACGACACCACCACCACCACCACCAACAACAACAACCACCCCCAAAACACAGCAAGAACAAACCGCCCCACCACUCACAACAUCACCCCCAGAACCGACCCCGACCCCAGUCCCGACCCCAACUCCCAAAUCGAUCCCAACCCCAACCCCCUCGACGAUACCAUCCCCCAACACAAGAAAAUACCACCGCCCUUCCCCGCCAACAUGUACGACACGCCCGAGCACGCCAUCGCGUCGGGCGCGUUUCUGGGCAUGCUGGGGACCUGCGUGUUGUGGGCGAUGCGGCUCUUCGGCGGGGUUUGUUGGCGGGGAGUGCGGGAUGCUUGGGCUGUGACGGGAGGGUUUGAAGGCGGAGGGUUGCCGGGGAGGGUUGGGGGCGUUGGUUUGGGUAGGUAAUUAGGGAGGGGUGAAGGGUUGAGGGGUGAUAUAGGCAUUGGGAUAGGGGAGUGGGGGAUGGGGACCUUGGUCGGGGGGCGUUUCGGGUGCUUGGGUUUCGGGGGUGUUGUGGUGUGGCGGAGGUGUGAAGAGAUGGA
Chaetomium fimeti is the source of this 1015-nucleotide messenger RNA. RefSeq lists its product as uncharacterized. Lineage: Eukaryota; Fungi; Ascomycota; Sordariomycetes; Sordariales; Chaetomiaceae. The transcript is spliced from 2 exons. The record is from RefSeq and is a predicted model, not a curated record. The coding region runs from base 86 to 829 and encodes 247 amino acids.